Alternaria incomplexa is the source of this 1494-nucleotide messenger RNA. RefSeq lists its product as uncharacterized. Bases 1 to 1494 code for a protein of 497 amino acids. NCBI's taxonomy places the organism in Eukaryota, Fungi, Ascomycota, Dothideomycetes, Pleosporales, Pleosporaceae. The record is from RefSeq and is a predicted model, not a curated record. Gene Ontology annotation, molecular function: FAD binding. The transcript is spliced from 3 exons.
AUGUUUUGUCUGAGCUUGGCCCUGGCCGCCGCGACCCUGCUCAGCGUAACGCGCGCCCAAAACGAAUCCUACUGUUGCACAGCUCUGACCCAGAGUCCUGUAGCCAAGCGCGUAACCUACCCUGGUCAAAAUGCGUACGACGCGAGUAUCGCCUCUUAUUUCGAUGGAAAGAGCAGACUGUCGCCCAACUGUAUCGUGCAGCCCAAAAACGCCGAGGAAGUGGCUACAAUUGUCAAGGCUCUUACGACUGCCAGCAUACAGAAGACUUGCAAAUUUGCCGUACGAUCUGGUGGCCAUACUCCGAUUCCUGGCGCCAACAACGUCGACGAUGGCGUCACAAUCGAUCUGCUGAACAUGAAUGGAACCACCUACAAUGCUGAUUCCGAGGUAGCAAGCAUCUUACCAGCGGCGAGAUGGGGCUCUGUCUACGCAGCUCUUGAGCCAUUAGGACGUAUGGUAGCCGGAGGCCGAGGCAGUACCGUCGGCGUUGGUGGCUACCUACUAGGUGGUGGGAUAUCUCACUACGCACCUCGCGUUGGAUUGUCUUGUGACAACGUGAUCAAUUUUCAGGUCGUUCUUGCCGAUGGUCGCGUUGUAAAUGCCAACAAGACGUCUAAUGCUGAUCUCUUCACUGCUCUCAAAGGGGGUAAUAGCAACUUUGGCAUCGUAACGCGUUAUGACAUGGAGACAUUUGAGAACGAAGAUCUCUGGGGAGGUAUCGUCUCGUGGCCUGCAUCCACCGUCAGCCAGCAUUUCAAGUCGCUUGUCAAUUUUGGUCUCGACCCGAACAGAGAUCCAAACGCUGCUCUGAUCCUCUUCCAAGGAUACUCAACAGCGAGUCCCGUGAACGUCGUACGAGCUGCGUUCGAUUACACCAAACCCGUGGCUCGCCCGGAUGCCUACAGCGAGUUUCUCGCCGUCAACAACACCCUCAGCGAUUCUACCAAGAUCCAGCCAAUGAACGCGAUUGCUGCCGAGUUUGGUAGUGACACAACCAAACGAGUUCAAUUCCGUACCCUCUCAUACAAGAUUGAUUAUGAGACUCUUCAGGAGACAGCGCGUCUAUACGACAUCAUGCUGACGGAGCUUCGAGCCAAGGCCUCUGGACAAUGGCGCAUCUCGUGCUUGCACCAGGUCUUUGCCACAAGCUACACGGCGAACAGUACAGCCAGAGGCGGCAACGUGCUUGGGUUGGAACGCUACACUGAAAAUUUCAUUAUGUAUCAGUCAUACCUACUUUGGUCCGAGGCGAAGGAUGAUGACCUGUUCAUUACUCAGGGCAAGAUGCUGACCGCCGGCAUUCAGAAGUUUGCCACAGAGAAAGGCACAGCGGUGGAGUACCUGUACCUCAACUAUGCCGAUAAGGACCAGGAUCCACUUUCGGCUUAUGGCGCUGACAAGGUGGCAUUCAUGAAGAAGGUCGCGAAGAAGUACGACCCGACAGGCGUCUACCAGAGUCAAUUGCCGGGCGGGUUCAAGAUUUCUCAGGUGUAG